Molecule: messenger RNA, 814 nt
Organism: Chelonia mydas (Green sea turtle)
Lineage: Eukaryota; Metazoa; Chordata; Testudines; Cheloniidae
Product: cytochrome c oxidase subunit 5A, mitochondrial
Exons: 5
Coding region: 196-642 (148 amino acids)
Biological process (GO): mitochondrial electron transport, cytochrome c to oxygen
Cellular component (GO): mitochondrial inner membrane
Source: RefSeq, a predicted model, not a curated record
CGCUCUGCAGGGCCCCGCCCCCUUGCGGCUCCCCGCCGUCACGUGGCGGGGGCGGUUUGUCCGCCCGGCGACGCCGUAGCCGCUGCCCCGCCCCUUGCCCUCGGUCCAGGCGCGUGGUGGUGGCCUCUGAGCACGGCCGGCGAGAGGAAGCCUCGCGCCCCGGUUGUCCCGUCCCGCUCCCCAGCCCGCUCCGCUAUGUUGGGAGCCGCCCUGCUCCUUCGCCGCUGCACCGCUGCCGGCCUCCGUGGCCUGGCCCGGGGGGCCCGACAGCCGCCCGGCGCCGCCGCCGCUGUGUUGCCUGCUCGUUGCUACUCUCAUGGGACACAAGAGUCAGAUGAAGAAUUUGAUGCUCGCUGGGUGACAUACUUCAACAAACCAGAUAUUGAUGCCUGGGAGCUGAGGAAAGGCAUGAACACUCUGGUGGGCUACGAUCUGGUGCCAGAACCAAAAAUCAUCGAUGCUGCUUUGAGAGCAUGCAGACGGUUAAAUGACUUUGCUACUGCGGUCCGCAUCCUAGAAGUUGUAAAGGACAAGGCAGGCCCUCACAAGGAAAUCUAUCCUUAUGUUAUCCAGGAACUUAGACCAACUUUGAAUGAAUUGGGAAUCUCCACUCCAGAGGAACUGGGCCUAGACAAAGCAUAAACAUAAUUGAUGGGCUGCACGUGCAUUUUAUUAAUGCUCCCUGAUUGUACACAGUCGCCUGGAGGCACAAAUGUUAAAUAUUACCUUAUUUGAAAUAACUUCCUUCUUUAUUGAGUCCCAGUGUAUGUAAUGUGAAGUUGGACCUAAUAAAGGAGAAAUGGGUUUGAACUGA